Messenger RNA from Gigantopelta aegis, 2015 nucleotides. RefSeq lists its product as uncharacterized. The transcript has 2 exons. Gene Ontology annotation, molecular function: protein serine/threonine kinase activity; ATP binding. The coding region runs from base 10 to 1125 and encodes 371 amino acids. The record is from RefSeq and is a predicted model, not a curated record. Gene Ontology annotation, biological process: protein phosphorylation. Lineage: Eukaryota; Metazoa; Mollusca; Gastropoda; Neomphalida; Peltospiridae.
CACAAAUCGAUGAGAUCUGCCAAGCAGGUGAACGUGAAAUUAGUGAAGGUGUGUAGCCAGUGUUACAAUAUGUCUAACACUACUUGGACCUGCGCCGAGCCCGGCAUUCCCUGUGGACACGCCUUCUUCAGAUCGAAGCCUUGGCAACACGGAGAACGUCAAAUCGUUUACAAGGGAAUUCUCUUUCCAGGAGACGGACAUCAAGAAAGAAGCGUCGGUGUUAGAGUUGGUCGUUGCGCCGGUUGGAACAAGACAUAUUGCCAAAGAGUAGUAAUACAAUGUCAGAAAGUUCGAGAACUAGCUAAGAAAUUUAACGAAAGACAAAUCGCCAUGACCACGAUUCGAUCACUUGUUCCUCGAAUGGCAAUCAUGGACGAUGUGGCCAACAAUCGAGGGAGGAGACUAAGUGAGAAUGAAUGGGUUCUUAUUGACGAACAACGACUAAACUAUUUAUCUGACUGCCAAAAUAAGAUUACUGACACGUUCAUGCAUUUCACAUACCACGCCUCUGGCGGACAGUUAGUGGUUUGCGCUUUCAAGGGAGCUAAUUCUGAAAAACAGCUCACACUGACUGAUACAGUUGUACACUCUUUAGGCAAACACUAUGGUGAUUUGGAUAACGGGCCAGAUGGGAUGAAAGCCGUGUUCAAAAACCACACAUGCAACGAAAUGUGUAAUGGGUGGUCAAAACCACCCGUUGAGGAAGAAGGCAUCAUAUUAGAGGUCAAGGUCAUUUUAGAUCGUUCGCCUUCACUUUCACCUUCGGCGCCGCCUCUAGAACAAGACUCCAAGUCCUGGAACGAAGACGACCACACGAUCACUACCAAGAAUUAUAAUGGCGGACAUUUUGAAGGGCAGGUUCGUGAUGCGUGUCAGCAAAUUAGUGCAUUAUUAGCGGAUCAAAACUCUCGAAACUCGAUAAUAUCCGCCAAAUCCCGGCAAUCUCCGGUCUAUUCCGAACAUCAACCUCCCGUCUAUUUCGAACGCAGUCCUCCCCCAUACUGUGAGCUCCCACCGAGUUAUUGGGAAUCUGAGACGUGCAACCAAUGUUAUCAUGGUGACAUUCGACCCGGCACAACCAGAACACAGUCGCUACUUAAUCUGGUCGAUCCAACAGGUCACUAGUAUAGCCAAUAUGAGCAUGGACAUGAUUAAUUUUCACAGCAGGGCAAUUCUCAAAACAAAUGGCUAGUUUGAAAAUGGCCCUCAUAUUAAAUGCAAUUAAUAUUUUUGUAGCAACAUAGUUUUCUGCUCAAAAUGUGUACACCCUGAAACAAUGGGCAAUUAUCUCCAAUAAUAAGUGAAAUAUGUUCAAUAUGGCAAAUAGGCAAAACGUUAACUUCUUCAUCUUUCAGACAAAUGAGCGAAUCUGAUUACAUAAUAUUAUAUAUUGCUAUAAUUUUCCACCAAGAAGCGUUUGGUGAACCUGUUGAGUUUUAUUGAAACCCAUGACACAUCUCUACAAAAUACUGUUUGGAACAAACCAAGGUGUGUCACAAAAUAAGGUGGGUCAAAAAUAAUGUAAGACAAUUUGAGAUGUAUGUUCUGUUUGUUAUUUUCACUUGAUUACGAUAAAGGUAACACACAUUUAUUCUGAAGAUGCCAUGAGUGUAUCAGCUUUAUAUUUCAAGCAAUGAUAGAUAAGGAGUUAUUCAUUUAGACAUUGGAGUGGGGUUUUUUUAAUACGAAGCAAUGAGUGAAAAUGUGGUUUUCACACAUCACGAGUUGACAAAAAAAUCGUAUUCGAAAAAACCCCAUAAAAUGGUCUAUUUAUUAUAUACAUGUUUCAUAAAUUUUGACAAUAUCUUUCGCUUUUUUGUUAAUAUCUUUCGCUUUUCCUAUCGAAAACACGUAACGCCAUAAUAUAUUGCUUCCGAUUGAACAUUUCCAGAAAAUGUACUUGACCAUAGACUUCUUUUUUUAAAAAUUAAUUUUUAAAAAUAUUAUUAAAUUGACAUUUGCUGUGCAAACAUACCUGACAAAGCGAUCCUCCAAAAAACCCACAACAAAACGAA